Messenger RNA from Homalodisca vitripennis (glassy-winged sharpshooter), 5250 nucleotides. RefSeq names its product RNA pseudouridylate synthase domain-containing protein 2-like. Lineage: Eukaryota; Metazoa; Arthropoda; Insecta; Hemiptera; Cicadellidae. Gene Ontology annotation, molecular function: pseudouridine synthase activity; RNA binding. The record is from RefSeq and is a predicted model, not a curated record. Bases 326 to 1771 code for a protein of 481 amino acids. The transcript is spliced from 11 exons. Gene Ontology annotation, biological process: pseudouridine synthesis.
UGAGUCUUUAGGGUUCCCUCCAGUCCCGCUUCUAGAAAGUUGGGAAUAUUGUGUUUGUUCCGUUAUAUUUAUACGGUGGGAAGUAAUGUUCAGUAUUAUAGACUGUACGCUGUGUGUAGUGUUGUCUUUAUUUAAAUUCCAAGUGUUGUGUCGAGGCGACGCUACUUUCGUCUAUUGUGUCAGUGCAGUGUUUCGCUCCGAAGUGUGUUUCAAGCCGCACAUAACCUCAAUGUUGUGUCUCCGGCGGCGUCACGUGUAAGGUUCCCCUAUCGACCCACAGCUGUCAUCUGUUGAAAACUAACCUCACUCUCCUUUUACUGGGCUGAUGCAUUUGUCUCAGUAUUCACAAACAGAACUUGAUCAGGACAAGGAAGGUCCAGGGGCUGCCGUCGGCUGUGAGAAGAGAAAAGCCUCUGAGGACAUCGAACCCAAUAAGGACUUAAAGAAGGCCAAGUUGGAGACGAAGGCGCUCAAAGCGAAGAGGCCGGGCUUCACCGACGACCGCUAUAACGAGACCUCCUACUACAUUGAGAAUGGUCUCCGCAAAGUCUACCCCUACUACUUCACGUUCACGACGUUCACCAAGGGUCGGUGGGUGGGUGAGAAGAUCCUGGACGUGUUCGCCAGGGAGUUCCGUGCACAUCCUGCCGAAGAAUACGAGAGGUGUAUCAGGACGGGCUCCCUGACCGUGAACUACGAGAAGGUGGACGUGGACUACCGCCUCAAACACAAUGAUCUCCUGGCAAACAUCGUGCACAGACACGAGACUCCAGUCUUAGCUAAGCCCUUGAGACUGAUCCAUGUUGACGAUGACAUAGUGGUUCUCGACAAACCCUGUUCACUGCCGGUACACCCAUGCGGACGCUACCGACACAACACCGUAGUCUUCAUCCUUGCCAAGGAGUACCACCUGAAGAACCUCAGGACCAUUCAUCGUCUGGAUCGCCUGACCAGUGGACUGCUCCUGUUUGGUCGGACGCCCAAGAAGGCGCGCCAGAUGGAACACCAGAUACGCAACCGCCAGGUGCAGAAGGAGUAUGUCUGUCGGGUUGAGGGCGAGUUCCCCGAUGUUGUGGAGUGUGCCGAGCCGAUAGAAGUUGUCAGCUACAAGAUCGGAGUCUGCAAGGUCUCGCCCAAGGGGAAGGAAUGCAACACCACCUUCCAGCGGCUAGGGUACAACCCGGAGACCAACACCAGCGUGGUGCUGUGUCUGCCGCACACGGGGCGCAUGCAUCAAAUCAGGGUACACCUGCAAUAUCUGGGUUACCCUGUGGUAAACGAUCCUCUCUACAACCACUUGGUUUUCGGCCCCGAGAAGGGACGAGGAGGAAACAUCGGCAAGUCGGACGAGGAUCUGAUACGAGACCUCAUCUCCAUCCACAAUGCUGAAAACUGGCUAGGAAUGGACGGAGAUUCGGAUCUCUCCAUGUUCAAACCACUCCUCAAUUAUGAUGAUGAUGACAAAGGCCCCAGUAGAGAGCCGUCACCAUGUGAGGGAGGGUUGCCUCCACCACCACCCCUGCCGUGUGCUCGCAGCUCCAAGGUAACAGUUGCCACCCAGACGGGGCAUGAGGCCCCUGACCUGGCGUUCCAUCCUGAUAAACUCACCAGUGACCCCCAUUGCUACGAGUGUAAGGUCAAAUACCGUGACCCCAAGCCUCGGGAUCUCGUUAUGUACCUGCACGCUUGGAAGUAUAGGGGUCCAGGGUGGAGUUAUCAGACGGAGCUUCCCGAGUGGGCCAGGAUCGACUGGGUGGAUACUGACGAUUGAAAAUCCUCCCAGUGGCACAAUUUAGGGUCCAACACAGAUACCAGAGCUACCUACUUCUCAUAGGAUUGUUCAGUUGAAUCCCACCCGUCUCGACAACAAACAACUAAUGUUCUAUUUAAGAAAUCAGGUUUGGUUAGGUGUCUAGAACUAAAUCUGUGACGUCUGUAAAUCCGAUAUGUAGUAAAUUUGUGUUAGAACUUUCUUACCCAAUAGUAUGGAGUGGUAAACUGGAACUUUCAUUUUAAAUUUUUUAUAUAGAUAUGCCUUUUAAAGUAAUUUUUUUUAAAACAGUUCAUAUUUAAUUUGUAAAAUAUUAUAUUAAAAGUUAUUAUAACAUUUUAACGUUUUCCAUUUAAAAAUUAUUGUUGAGAACUGAAUAUUCAUGAAUUUUUAUAUUAAUGCUAAAUAUUUAUUAUUGUGUAAAUAAUUAAUUUUGUAACAUUAAUGAAAUUCUUAAUAGUGAUAUCAUUUCUCUCUCUUUCUAAUGUUUGCUAUUUAUUUUACUAUUUUAUUACUAUUUAAAUGUUGAUUAAAAUGUUUUAAUCUAAUAUCAUCAACACUUCUCUUCAAAUAUUAAUAUCUCUUUUGGUUAAAAUUAUAUAUGUAUUAUAUACGUCAAAUAAAGCUUAGUAUUACGUUUUAAGACAUUUAAAUUUAAACCCACACUUUGUAAAUUAGCCUUUUAAUCAGUAUUUUAAUUUUAUUGUAUGACAGAAUAAAAUAUACAGAGAUGAGUAUUUUCACCUAGACUAUUUAAAAAAAUCCACAAUGAUUUUUAUUUUCACAUUGACUAAACAGCUGCUUUAAUUUUUACCAAACCUGGUUUCUUAAUAUAUUCUGAGUGUAAAUUAACAAAAAAUUUGACAGCCCUAUUUUGUUAUUCCCCCACGAGGGCAGGUUAAGUUCCCUGUUAUUGUUUUAAGUGUUUGUGUAAAAUAUUGUUGUUAUGUUUCAUUGUGUUUUCAAGUAAAACAUGAGCUUAAGGACCUGAGUGAUUCUGUGUCUUGUGUUUUAAUUAAGAAAAAAGACAUUAUAAAUAGGUUAUAGUGCUUGAUAUAUAGCAGUGGCGUUUAUGUAGUGGUGAGUGCAUGGACGUCUGCCUGUAAUGGUUAACCUCAUUAAUAUCUUGGCUAUUUCUGUACACUACUAAGACAAAUUUUAGCAUUAAAUACACAAUUAAUUUCAACUCAAUUACAAUAAGUUUCAGUAAGUUGGUUUGUUGUGUUCCAUUUUAUUUUUUUUUAAUUUGUAGUUUGAUAAAAAUUAAUAUUAAUAAAGUAAUAAACAGUUUUGUAAUAUUUAAUAUUUUGCUUAGGUUUACUACCCAUAAUCAUAGAAAGUAAACUGUACAGUAAAAAUUAAUUAACUUCUAUAAUCUCACAAUCAAAGCCAAGCAGACUUUUUGAGGUUAUCCGCUAUGAAAGUAUGAUGUUUUUGCCCAGAUGUUGUAUGUACUGUAGUAGGACUUAAAAGUUAAACAGGUCGGUAUAUUUUACGCUACCGGUUACGCACAAUUUGAGAUUAUUUUGAGAAUAAACAUAAUUUUAUUUUGUGGUUUUACAAUAUUUCUUACAGUAGAAUUUUAUUUUUGUCAUGAUUAGCGUUUAGUUGAUUCAGUACAAUGUGAAGUUUGCCAAUUUAGUGUUGUUAAUAUUGCUGUGUCGUUAUGGAAUUUCAAAUUUCAAUAGUGUAACUGUUUCUUUUUACCCCAACAACAGCGUUGGGUACUGGAUAGUUAAUUAGUUUAGAACAAGAAUCUGUGAAGUGAACCAAAGUAUUCUACUGAGGCAGAUGUCCGUUGUUGUAUCUGGGUAGGCUGUGAUGUCGUCGGUCGACCAAGUACGUGUAAUCACGUGACGUGACGCCGUGCGACGCAACACGACACACAACACUUGCUCUAGUUGCCUCUCGAGAGGUUCCCCUCUCCUUUGCCUUCUUACCACUAUUCUUUCCCAGACAGUGUGCCUUGGACUUAUCGUCUGACAAACAUUAAUUGAAUCCACAGGAGGGAGCUGUCGUUGUUUUCUUUGAUGACAGUUUUUAAACCCGUAAAAGUAGUUGUGGCGUAGGUGACCACCGAUGUCUUUUAAACACUGUAGAAGUCUUUUAUAAGAGAGCUCCUCUUUAUCUGUUUCUGUGUUUUCAAUCAAUGUUUAUAUCCUGCUUAAAAGAAAAUCAUGAUUUUUUAAAUAUCGAAAUAGUUUUUAUUUUGUACGUAGCUAGUCUCACGCUGUUAGUAAUGUUAAGGUACGCCCGAGGGUGAGCUUAUGUAAUAUAUUCAGUGUUCUUUUUUUCGUUAUAUCUUAGCCUACGUAGAACAUAUCAUUGCUUGACCGUCGAUUCAGUUCCAGCGCCAUGAUAAUCUUCUGAAAUUGUCCGAAUUACUAGUUUGACAUCAGUGCUUAGUGGUUUUAUUGUUUUUUUAGGUUAAGUAGUCAAAACAAAGCCUAGGUUACGUUUGUAAAUGUUCAUAGAGACAUGUGAAGUGCCUGUAUAUGUGUUCGACACAAAGAGUCCUAAAAGUGGUCAGAAACUUUCCAACAGAUUUUUUUUCCCUGUAAUUAUACUACAAUUGAUUGAUGACUAUAUUAAAAUGUAAACUGUUACUUAUAGAGUGUACAUGUGAGAACGAUGUAACAUUUAAAAUUUAGGAGUGUUUUCAGUGGUUUUACUCAAAAUAUUUUCAGAUCAAAAUGUAAGUUUUAUAAGACUAUAUAAAUGUUUGGAGUUAAUAAAAAAUGUAUUUGUUAGGCAAUUGACUUGCACAUAAUGUAGUUUUGAAUGGAAGUGUUUUUCAAAUAAUGUAGGGUUUAAACAGUUAUUUAAGUAUGAAGGCAUAUAUUGGCCUUUUAACAAUGUAUCCAAACAAGUAAGCACUUUCUGUUUGUGCAAGUAAGUUGUUUGCAAGUUCUCUCUGUGUUGCUAUAUCAUCAACAUCUAAAAGGUUGACAACAUAAUUCUGCAGCUUUGAGCUCUAAUUGUUUUGUUUGUAUAAAAGAUAAUAUGUUUGAGUGUAUUUACUCCACAUAUUAUAAUAUUUUACCCCCGCUUCUGCAGUUUCAUGUAGCUACGCCAUUUAGCUUAGCGAAUUCAAGACAAUAAAGUUUUGCUGGUGAAGUGACACUAAAAUGGGGUCAAUUCACUUGACGUUCUACACCCCUCCCACUCCUAGAGCUCAUAGAUGAAUUAUUUUCUUUAGCGCUUGGCAGUCGCAGAUUAAAGUUUUUAUAUUUAUAUUAUUGAUAAACCAAUCAUAAACAUAGCCUUUACCAUUAAGCACAUAAUAUACUUACGUUAAAGUUAAGGUACACGUAAAAUUAGCAAAGUAUGAGAUGCAUUUGUAGUAAAUAUUUGAGUAAGAGAAAAAAAAUUAUAGAUUUGUUUACCAUGUUGAGAGUGCCCUGGUUUUGGUCACAGCCCGAACAGUGUACCAAGUAAAAUGAUCACAAGUUUGUUUUGAAUAAAUAUAUUUCCAACAA